AUGCUGGGGAGCCGGGAAGCAGGACCUGCUGGCGGCGGGGAGGCGGCUGCGGGGCCGCAGGGGCCGCAGAGCCGGACACAAUGCGGGGAGGAGACGCCUCCCGGCCGCGCUGGGUGUCGCCUGACCGGCCUGGUGAGCUGGAAGCAGAGACCGUGCAGGACCUCAGCCCUGUUUGCUGCAGCCAACGCCGUGUUGUGGUUUGUGGCCUUCGGUUCUUUUCGAGCCUACAGCCUCCUGGCCGUCCUGCUGGCUCUGCUGGUCGUCACGGUGACUGCCAGAGAUGUCAUUAGGUCCAGAUCCACAGGAGCUCACUUGUGGCGCAGCAUGACAACCAGUUGGGAGAUCAUUGAUUCAGGAGCAGAUGGCCGCUCUGGGGCUGGACUUCAGCUCAGCGACUCCCUCAAACUCUUCCUUCAGGAGACGUCGGCUUUCAAACAGCAAAAUCCCGGCAAGUUCUGCCUGCUGGUUUGCAGUUUGUGCACUUUCUUUGCCGUCAUAGGACGCUACAUUCCAGGGAUUGUUAUCUCAUAUGUCCUCGUGCUGGGCGUCUUCCUGUGGCCUCUGAUUUCAUCUCAUGAGGUCAGUUUGUGGCUGGAGCCAGUUCUGCAGAAGCUGGACUUUGGCAUUGGCGAGUUUUUCCAGAAAAUCAAAGACAACCACAAGAAGAGACUCCUGCAGGCUCAGACUGAGAAAGAAGGCAUCGAGUCGGACCUUUCAUCCAUGUUUCCCAAGCUCGACUCUGCAGUGUGUAAAGAAAUGUCAGUAUCGGACACAGAGGUGUCGGACAUGACGUGGACAGACAAUGGCACUUUCAACCUGUCAGAAGGAAACACACCACAGACGGAGAACUCAGAGG
Stegastes partitus (bicolor damselfish) is the source of this 856-nucleotide messenger RNA. It is a transcript of the gene retreg1, whose product is annotated as reticulophagy regulator 1. Gene Ontology annotation, cellular component: endoplasmic reticulum membrane. NCBI's taxonomy places the organism in Eukaryota, Metazoa, Chordata, Actinopteri, Pomacentridae. The record is from RefSeq and is a predicted model, not a curated record. Gene Ontology annotation, biological process: reticulophagy; negative regulation of neuron apoptotic process. The transcript is spliced from 8 exons. The annotation marks the transcript as partial.